Carica papaya (papaya) is the source of this 1337-nucleotide messenger RNA. Its product is annotated as peroxidase 3-like. The record is from RefSeq and is a predicted model, not a curated record. Lineage: Eukaryota; Viridiplantae; Streptophyta; Magnoliopsida; Brassicales; Caricaceae. Gene Ontology annotation, biological process: hydrogen peroxide catabolic process; response to oxidative stress. Gene Ontology annotation, molecular function: peroxidase activity; heme binding.
ACAUACAAAAGUAGCACAUGUUAGCUAGAUAAGUGGUCCAUUUUCAGGUCUUGUUAUCCAUCAAAAAUCGAGGUUUCUAUAUAUAAAUAAACACACACACACAUAUAUAUAUACACCAGUUGUAUCAAACGUUCAAAGCCAGAAAAUCCUAGUCUACUGUGAUCAAGUAAAGAUGAUGAAUUGGUCAGGCUUAUUAGUCUUCUUGGUUUUCUUAGGAGUAAUAGCAUCGGGUGAAGCACAGUUGCAGAUGAACUACUAUGCUAGGACUUGCCCAAAAGCUGAGAAGAUUGUCCAGGAUUUCAUCAACAAGCACAUUCAUAAUGCUCCAUCAUUGGCUGCACCGCUCAUCAGAAUGCAUUUCCAUGAUUGUUUUGUCAGAGGGUGUGAUGGAUCUGUGCUUAUAAACUCAACUUCAGGCAACGCAGAGAAGGAUGCUACACCAAAUUUGACACUUAGAGGGUUCAAUUUCAUUGAGAGUAUAAAGAGUUUGCUGGAAGCUGAAUGUCCUGGGGUUGUCUCCUGCGCAGAUAUAAUUGCUUUGGCCGCAAGAGAUUCCGUUGUACUCACUGGAGGACCGUCUUGGAGAGUUCCAACGGGAAGACGAGAUGGGUUGAUCUCAAAUUCCUCAGAAGCUUUAAAUGAUAUCCCAUCUCCAUUCAGCAACUUCACCACCCUGCAAAGACUCUUCGCCAAUCAAGGACUUGACCUCAAAGACUUGGUUUUACUUUCCGGUGCUCAUACAAUUGGAGUUUCUCAUUGCUCAUCGUUCAACAACCGGCUAUUUAACUUCACCGGAAGAGGCGAUCAAGACCCUGCUCUUGACAGCGAAUAUGCAGCCAAUCUAAAGGCCUUUAAGUGCAGAAGUUUGAGCCUUAGUGACAACAACACACUAGUGGAAAUGGACCCAGGAAGUCGGAAAACAUUCGAUCUCGGAUAUUACAAACAGGUGAUCAAGAGAAGAGGUCUAUUCCAAUCUGAUUCUGCUCUCACAACAUCCUCCACAACCCUCUCUUACAUUAACCAGCUGCUCAAGGGAUCUCUUCAAGACUUCUUUACAGAGUUUGCCAAGUCCAUGGAGAAAAUGGGAGGAGUCAAUGUCAAGACCGGAUCCGCCGGUGUCAUAAGGAAAAAAUGUUCAGUGGCCGCUGCCUAAAUCAACCCAACCACCCUCGUCCCCACAAAAAAAGAAAAAUUCAAUCUUGAUUUUAGUUUUCAGGGUGUUAAUUUAUGUAGUUGCAGGGGAUUUGUUGUGUAUUUGUAUGGGAUCAAUUCUUUUGAUGUGUUGUUUUCUUUGUUGUCAAUAUUUUUGAGCUUCCUUGUUUGCUGUUUGCUUUCAA